This is a messenger RNA of Naegleria lovaniensis, 429 nucleotides long. RefSeq lists its product as uncharacterized. The transcript has a single exon. The coding region runs from base 1 to 429 and encodes 142 amino acids. The record is from RefSeq and is a predicted model, not a curated record. NCBI's taxonomy places the organism in Eukaryota, Heterolobosea, Eutetramitea, Acrasida, Naegleriidae.
AUGGGACACAAACAUUCAAAAACACCAACAACAACAACAACCACUUCAAACAUGCAACCAACUCCUUCCCAAUCCCAACAUCAAGAUCCAAUCAUUGCCACAGCCCAAAAUCCACAACCUGCUCAACAUUAUUACUAUGUCGUCGAAGCCAAAGAUGAUGAAUUUUUAGAAGCCCACGAAGCCAGUGCCUCGUUAAGUAUGUCCAUUUGUCUCUCAUUGCUCUUUAGUUUAUUUGGGUGUUUCUUGAUGAGUUGUUUUCCAUUUUGGUUUACCUAUCUCAAUUAUAGAGACUCUCCAAGUCAGAGAGCCAAACGAAUUGCACGAAUUUCGCAAGGAACGUGUUGGAUAUUGACCGUCAUGAAUAUCUUGUUUAUUGCAGCGGGGCUGAUUGUUGCAAUUAUAGUACCUCCUGUGGUGGCCUAUGCUUGA